AUGAUGAACCAUGCCAGAGUCAAGGCUCUCAAGGGCAACGGCAAGACCACCUCGAAAAAGGCCAUCAAAUCGGGCCGCGCUUCAGGCAAUAUUACACCCAGAAGCUCCCCCCUGCCAUCUCUUCUGACCUCCCCAACACACUCCGCGACGCACAGCCGUGGGACCUCGGAUGUUAGCGACAGUGAGGAUGAGAAGGACUUUGAAUUCGACGACAUGAUGUCCAGUGUUCACUCGGGGGGUUCCGGUGCAGUCACUCCUGACGAAGGCGGCGCAACGACAGUUGACGCCCAGGCCUUGAUCGAUGGCCUGCAGGACAAGAAGCACAACAACAGCGAGGUUCGCGAACAGUUCCUUGAAGCAUAUCUGAGGACCUUGCGCAACAGAUACAGCGCUGAUACCCACCUGUGGCUGGACCCUGCCGCCUCCAAGCUUGUCGAGGUGUUUCUCAAGGAUGCAGAUCGCGCCCCGACCGCCCGCGAGCGACUGCUCAAUCUGCAGGCUUUCUGCCUCUCCGUGGGAACGACUGAUGAGCUGGAGAUUUUUGAAGGUGCUGAACGAGCCCUGAAGCAGGUCCUCGUGGACGAUGAUGACGAUCAGUGCAAGACGUAUGCAAUAUAUGCACUCUGUAUGACUGUGCUCUAUGCUGGGGGCUUGGAAGAAUCUGCUCUGGAAGUCAUGCGGUAUCUCAUUGACGUUGUCCACAGCGACGGCGAAAGCAUUGAAUCGCACGACAACGCGGCCGUCGUAUCCGCCGCCAUAGUGGGUUGGUCAUUCGUUGCCAGCCACGUCAGCGAUUUCUCGGAUUAUGCCGACACCGCCAUGGACGCCUUUGUUGACCAACUGGACAGCUCCGACACUGAAGUCCAGUGUCAUGCAGCACAAGCUAUCGCCCUCAUCUUUGAGUCCUCCCGACGUCACGAACAGGAAACCGGCGAGCCUUUCCAGCUCCCGUACGACCAACAGCGCUUGAUUGGCCGCAUCGGUGAACUCGCCAAGGUGAGCAGCAAGGCUGUAUCACGGAAGGCCCGUCGUGACCUGCGCGAGAGUCUCAGUAGCGUUGUCACAUCCCUUGAGCGAGGGGUUGGGCCUUACUACUCCACUGCGCUUUAUCUUCCAGAGAAGGACUCCCAUGUUCCCCCCUCGCAGCGGACCGAAGAUGGGCAGGCCGAGUACGGCUACAGAUGUCGUCUCCGACUUGGAAACCACAGCACACGAAUUGACUCUUGGUCGCUCUUCUCUCGAGUCAACAUGAUGAAGGUUCUUUUCCGGGGCGGCUUGCAGCGUCACGUUUUCGUCAACCCGGUCGUCAUGGAGUGUCUAGAGGAUGCGCACUGGGGAGAGGAACAAGCUGCUACUGUUGAACACGGCGGCGGCAAGCCCUCAAAGGGACGGAAACGAUAG
Molecule: messenger RNA, 1401 nt
Organism: Metarhizium album ARSEF 1941
Lineage: Eukaryota; Fungi; Ascomycota; Sordariomycetes; Hypocreales; Clavicipitaceae
Product: IFRD domain-containing protein
Exons: 1
Coding region: 1-1401 (466 amino acids)
Source: RefSeq, a predicted model, not a curated record